Molecule: messenger RNA, 1056 nt
Organism: Entrophospora sp. SA101
Lineage: Eukaryota; Fungi; Glomeromycota; Glomeromycetes; Entrophosporales; Entrophosporaceae
Source: the annotation of a GenBank genome assembly
AUGAAUAAUACCAAAAGGAAUUGUAAAGAAUGGAAUGUUGAUGCAUCGAUUGUGUCAAAAAGAACAAUAAAUCCUAUUCGUGAAGUUGUUUUCAAUUUACAGAGUACUCCAAAUCCCAAUAAAGAAUAUAUUUCAUUGGCAUUAGGUGAUCCUACUUAUUAUGGAAACUUUAAGAUAGAUGAUAACUGUGUUGAAGCUGUUAUCAAACAAUUAAGAUCUUUUAAAGCAAAUGGUUAUCCACCCGCUGAUAUUGUUAUAGCUAGCGGUGCAUCUGAUGCAUUGAAUAUCACAAUUGGAGCAUUAUGCAAUGAAGCGGAUUUAAAUCAGUUGGUUGAAUUGAUUGAUGAGAAUACAGCUUGUAUUCUAAUAAAUAAUCCUUCAAAUCCAUGUGGGUCUAAUUUCUCUCAAGAACAUUUAGAGGCCAUCCUAUCAAUCUGUGAAACUUACAAAUUACCAAUAAUUAGUGAUGAAAUCUAUGAAGACAUGGUAUUCAACAGUUCAAAAUUUUAUCCAAUAGCUAAUUUAACAACAACUGUACCAGUCCUAAAAAUUAGUGGUCUGGCAAAAAGGUUCCUGGUGCCAGGUUGGAGAGUUGGUUGGGUAUUUAUACAUGACCGUAAUGAUGUAUUGAAAAAUGUUCGUAGUGGAUUGAAUUCGUUAGCAAAUUUAAUAUUGGGUGCUAAUUCUUUGAUGCAACAUGCUUUGCCUGAUAUGUUGAAAAAUACUCCAGAAUCUUUUUAUCAAACAACCAUUACCCAGCUUGAAGAAAAUGCUAGGCUCAGUGCUGAGAUUCUGGCAAAAAUUCCCGGUUUAAAUGUUAUCAUACCUGAAGGUGCUAUGUAUAUAAUGUUUGGUAUUAAUUUUAAUCAAUUCAAAGAUUUUAAGAAUGAUGUGGAUUUCACUGAGAAAUUAGUGCAAGAAGAAUCUGUACUUUGCUUGCCAGGAACGUGUUUUAACUAUCCUAAUUACAUAAGAAUCGUAAUUACAGCACCUCCUGAAAAAUUAAGAGAAGCUUACACUCGUAUCAAAGAAUUUUGUGACAGACAUCAUAAAUGA